UUGGAAGUUUCCGUCUCAGUUCAGGGCUUCUUUUAACUUCUACAGGGUCCUUUACGAGGGAGGUGCAAGCGUAGGGCAUUAGGACCCAGCGAUUGUUGUAGUGAGAGUCGUUGAAUCUCGAUCUCUCAAUUUUUCUCUCCAGCUCCCUCCUCUCCCUUUGUCAUUCUCUCUGCUGCCUCCGCAGCGUGCCUCUAGCUCUCCCUGUGCUAACUGCCUGCGCCUUGACAGCCGGGCUGCGCAAAGCAGAGGGAUUAGUUGGGACCUGCCUUGGUGACCCCAUGGCAUCCCCACGAACCAUAACUAUCGUGGCUCUCUCAGUGGCCCUGGGACUCUUCUUUGUUUUCAUGGGGACCAUCAAGUUGACCCCCAGGCUCAGCAAGGAUGCCUACAGUGAGAUGAAACGUGCUUACAAGAGCUAUGUUCGAGCCCUUCCUCUGCUGAAGAAAAUGGGCAUCAACUCCAUUCUCCUUCGGAAAAGCAUUGGUGCGCUUGAAGUGGCCUGUGGCAUUGUCAUGACCCUGGUACCUGGUCGUCCCAAAGAUGUGGCCAACUUCUUCCUGCUUUUGCUGGUGUUGGCUGUGCUUUUCUUCCACCAGCUUGUUGGUGAUCCUCUCAAGCGAUAUGCCCACGCUCUGGUGUUUGGAAUCCUGCUCACCUGCCGCCUGUUGAUUGCCCGCAAGCCUGAAGACCGAUCUUCUGAGAAGAAGGCCUUGCCUGAGAGUGCAGAGGAGCAACCAUCCUUAUAUGAGAAGGCCCCACAGGGCAAAGUGAAGGUGUCAUAAAAAUUGGAAGUGCAAAGAAUGGACCUUCUAGGCAGUUGCUUUCUUGACACCCAAGAUGACAUCAGUGUGUGUGUGUGUGUGUGUUUUCCUUUGCUUUGUUUAUCUUGGGGGUUAAGAGAAAACUACAAUCUGUAAGUUAAUUGGCUUGUGUACAUUUAUACCCUAAAAUGACCUCCCCACAUUGACGUUCGUGCACCACCUUUAAUCACUCUGGAGCAACACUCACAUCUUGCUGCAUGUACAUGUAUAUGGCUAUUAUUGAGGUGUAUUUGUGAGAUGGACUCCAGCAAGCAUGUGACUCUGAGAUAUGCGUGGGGCAAUGUAUUUAACUGCCAUGUAUGUGGGUAUACUCGUACGUGUAGAGGAGGCUCUGAUCUUGAACUAAUCCUGAACAAGUAUCCUUCCCUUUAUAAAUUGAUGCCAGCGAAGACAGAGUAAAAGAACCAUCCCAUCAAGAAGGUUGUUUCCUGGUGGAAAACAAAUAACCUAGUUGGAUUCUUCAAGCGAUGCAGUUGGAGGGGUCUCCUUGCCUUUGUCUGAGCCCAAGCUACUGAGCUCUUUAGUGGUUGGAAAUUCACUUAGUAACCUUUUUUACUAGACACUGUCAACUUUUGUUUUAAGCACAAAGCUGCCCCACUUUACCAUUCUCAGGAGCCAACCAGGAUCUGAAGCUUCCGCACUGUUUCCACUGAGGGACCAGGGAUUGGUCCUGGUACAAGUGUCAAUCUCCAGCCCUAGUGUUUUUCUGAAACCUGCAAUUGGAUGGAGAAGCUAUAGCCAGUGUUUAUCUGUAGGAAGAGUUCUCUACUCCUAGUGAUUCCCCACCAAACUUUGUUAAAGUUAACAAAGUCCAUAAUAGCUCCUAGAUAUCUGUAGAUAUCUUCAGAUACUCUACUUUACACCUCUUCAGCAUUCCAGAGGGUGGAGUUUAGCUGGGGGAAGGACAUUUGACAUGGGUUAGUUGGAUUGACCAGUAUGGAAAUUUGCUUUUGUAGUUACAUACUGCUGUUUCUCUUUGUUAACUGUGCUUUGAUGGUUUUAAUAUUGUUGUGCCCGGGAUGGGGGAGGGAUGGGGUUGUGUGUGGGGAGAGUGCUUACUGUAUUUUCUUCAGUGCCAUUGUUCUUGGUAAUUGAUACUUGUCUUCUUUCGCUCAUUCUUUCAAAAAUAAAGGUUUUUGAAAUUUGGA
Grammomys surdaster is the source of this 1969-nucleotide messenger RNA. It is a transcript of the gene Tmem35a, whose product is annotated as transmembrane protein 35A. Bases 279 to 782 code for a protein of 167 amino acids. Lineage: Eukaryota; Metazoa; Chordata; Mammalia; Rodentia; Muridae. Gene Ontology annotation, molecular function: acetylcholine receptor regulator activity. Gene Ontology annotation, biological process: positive regulation of protein localization to cell surface; chaperone-mediated protein complex assembly. The transcript has 2 exons. Gene Ontology annotation, cellular component: endoplasmic reticulum. The record is from RefSeq and is a predicted model, not a curated record.